Messenger RNA from Ostrinia nubilalis (European corn borer), 404 nucleotides. RefSeq lists its product as uncharacterized. The transcript has a single exon. Bases 107 to 334 code for a protein of 75 amino acids. Lineage: Eukaryota; Metazoa; Arthropoda; Insecta; Lepidoptera; Crambidae. The record is from RefSeq and is a predicted model, not a curated record.
ACGUACACUUCUGUCAUUUGUCAAAAAAUCGACCCACUCGAAGCGCUGUUAAAUUUUUAGGCGAAAAUUAAAAUUCUAGCCAUCUGAGAAGAUUUACAUAUAAUAAAUGGCUGCAUUAGCGUCCAGAAAAACCUUGGGCCAGCUUCUCAAGCAAGGAUAUAAUGAAAUCCCCGAAGUCUUGGCCAGCACUGGUCUAGCUCUUGUUGGGAUCGGUAUGGCAACAAUAGGCUGCUACAAUUAUAUCAAGAGCGAUGGGGACAACAGAAGGUACAAGAUGACCUACGUCGUGAUGAGGCCGGAUGACCCCAGAGUGAAGUUAAUCAAAAAGGACUAAAAUAACAAUUUUGGCAAACUAGUUACUGGUAGUGUGAAUUAUGUAAUACAGCUCGGUGUUGUCGUUAUUA